Messenger RNA from Symbiodinium sp. CCMP2456, 708 nucleotides. NCBI's taxonomy places the organism in Eukaryota, Dinophyceae, Suessiales, Symbiodiniaceae. The record is from the annotation of a GenBank genome assembly.
AUGUGUCCUCAGCAUCAGCAUUCCUGCGCAGGUCGCGUGUUCCUCGAGAGUGUGCACGCUGAGCUCUACAGCGACCUCGGUCUCCUGCUGGUGUUCCUUGGCGCCGUCCUCGCCCUUCAAUUCCUCUACUACGAGGUGGCGAUGCUGAAGAACCCUUCGGGCCGUUCCCUGGGCCUCCAAGUUUUCGUGGCCCUGGCAUCAUCUUCCUUCCUGGGCCGGGGACUUGGGGACUUCGGGGUACUCCUGAGACGUGUCCCGUAUGGUCCUGGAGUACUGGAAGAGCAAGGAGUUCUUCGGGCAGCUGGAGACGAGGCAGCAAGGUCUCCUGGCGUAAGAGCCAGGCUAGCAGGUGAUCGGCACGCGAUUCUGAGCGCGAUGGCAUGGGUCCCGCUGCGGGAGCUGCUGCAGCUCCGUGCACACAAAGGUCAGUUGACGCCCGAAGGGAGACAAACGAGUGACGACUUGCCUGUGCAGCAGCUAGUGGACAAGUAUUUUGGGCAGAUGCUGCGCGCUUCGUCACGCAAACUCUUCUUUUACGACCCGGCCAGCGAUGUCGUGUGUCAGAGGCAUUACUGUCGUAUCGCAUAUAGAGAUUUCCACACUACAGAGCUUCGUACUCCACCCUUGCAUGUGUGCAUGGAUUCCACUGUUCUUGGCUUUUCUAGCACCACGUCGCUUCAUAAUGUGGAAGAUGAGGAGAAGUUCUAG